Molecule: messenger RNA, 1134 nt
Organism: Juglans regia (Persian walnut)
Lineage: Eukaryota; Viridiplantae; Streptophyta; Magnoliopsida; Fagales; Juglandaceae
Product: thylakoid lumenal 15.0 kDa protein 2, chloroplastic
Exons: 7
Coding region: 89-781 (230 amino acids)
Source: RefSeq, a predicted model, not a curated record
UAACUUCGUAAGCAUAGCGCAUUUUGGUGGAGAGCAAGCACACGCUGAUACCAAAUCAGCUAUCAGUAUUCUGUCUCUAGCAAGUGUAAUGGCGUCUCUCCGUCUUCCUACUGCCUCGCGUCCUGCGUUUAGAGUCCCCAUCACGGCAGCAUCGGCUCCUCUGUCUCUACCAGCCUUCGCGACUCAAAACUCGGUCAAAUUCACCAAGUGGGUUCGGUCUAAGUCUUUCAAUCUCGUGCUCUCAGGGGCUCUGACGGUCGGUCUCUCUCUCGCAGGAAUUGGAGUUGCAGAGGCAAAGAUUGGGGUCAACAAGCCCGAAUUGCUUCCUAAAGAGUUUAGUCCAGUCAUUGAUGUAGCUGGGUUCCUGUCUGAUGGCCAGGAGAAAAGACUUGCUCAAGAGAUAGAUGAUAUUGAAAAGGAUACUGGGUUCAAGUUGAGAGUUCUGGCCCAGAAUUACCCUGAAACACCAGGGCUGGCGAUUAAAGAUUUUUGGCAAGUGGAUGAUAGAACUAUUGUCUUUGUUGCUGACCCUACUUUUGGCAAUAUAUUGAACUUCAAUGUUGGGGCAUCUAUUGACCUGGACAUUCCUCGUAGCUUUUGGAGCAGAUUGGCAGGGAAAUACGGAAAUAUUUUUUACUGGAAAGAGAAGGGGGAAGAUGCAUCAAUUGAAGCAGCUGUAAUGGCAAUAUCUAAUUGCUUGAAAGAACCUGUAGGCCCAAAUAAUUGCUCAGAGUUCCGAAGAGGGCCACAGAUUGAGCAGUAUCCUGGUUUUUUAAGAUAAUCACACUACUAGUUCUAGACUUCGAAUGUGUACUUUCAUCAACAUUCUGAAAGGAGAAUAAGACCUCGGCUCCAAAGUUUGUCUGGAAGGAGGCUAGGGACAAAAUUACAGGCUUCAACUUUAGGCACAUCUUAGAUUUAUGCCAGCAUACAUUUGUAGCAAACUCCACCAAACAGAAUAUGUGGUGCUGGUAGGUUGUAACAAAAGGGUUUGUCAAUUUUUUAAAGUACUACUCUGUUGUUUAAUCCGCAAGAUGUCUAAAAUAUUUAAGCUUUCAAAUACUACAGAACUGUAUGGUAUUUCACAUUUAUUAUUAUUCUGCAUAAACUAGAAAUUUAAUUUUCUUGACGUCU